Messenger RNA from Drosophila albomicans, 3992 nucleotides. It is a transcript of the gene Mybbp1A, whose product is annotated as myb-binding protein 1A. Gene Ontology annotation, cellular component: nucleolus. Gene Ontology annotation, molecular function: transcription factor binding; RNA binding; sequence-specific DNA binding. NCBI's taxonomy places the organism in Eukaryota, Metazoa, Arthropoda, Insecta, Diptera, Drosophilidae. The coding region runs from base 123 to 3452 and encodes 1109 amino acids. The transcript is spliced from 4 exons. The record is from RefSeq and is a predicted model, not a curated record. Gene Ontology annotation, biological process: regulation of DNA-templated transcription.
GUCGAUAGUCAGGCAACAAAAAUAAUCAAAAACCGAUUACUCUUCUGUAAAACGUGCUCCACGGGUUUGAAGUGUCAAUAACAAUAUUUCAGUUAAUUUGUUUUUUUGUUUUGCAUUGAGUGAUGGCUAACAGUAAAACUAAGCUUGCCAAUGGCGGCAAGAAACGCAAACCACAAGCCGAAAAGGAGAAUCAAAAGCCGCAACACAAUGAAACCGAGUUGCCCGCCAAGAAGGCGAAACGUGAAGUCAAAAACGAAACCGAGGAUGCGGCACCCAACAAUGCUGUAAAGAAGAUCGAUGCCAGCCACAUUAAUAAGGGCAUCUUUAAGAUCUUUGCCAAGCUGCAGGAGACAUCAAAGUUGGCAAAUGUGGAUAAACAUGUGGGCGAAAUGAUUGCACUGCUCACCAACGAAACCGACGACGACGCGCGUUUGGCUACCUGUGCCUAUGCCUUAAAGCGCUUGGUGCGCUGCACCGGCGCGGAUGACAUGCAAUCCGUUGCAUUAAGUGCCUGCCAAAUACAUCGCAUUCUGCGCCAAGUGCCGCACAUCGAUCCUUUGGAGCUGCUUGCCACACUGAAGCGCGAGUUGCACGUUAGCAGCCAGUCAAAGGCCAAGGAGGAAUCGCUCGCUGGUGUCGGACAAUUAAUCACUGUGAUGGCCAUCUUGCAGAGUCAACAUUUCGAGAAACCCUCGAAGGAAUUGAUUGAACAAAUCUAUCCGCUGUUGAUCUCCAAUCUCAAGGGACGCGAAUAUCUGGUCAACAUGUGUGUGGACAUUAUGACCGAGUCCUUUCAGCAGCUGAGCCCAAAGCUCUUUGAGGCACACGUUUGGCCGCUGCUGCAGCUGGAGCUGAACAAACCGUUGAGCGCCUUGAAGUUGCCACAAUGCGAUUUGCUCCUCGCCAUUCACUUACUGUAUCCUAAGCUGCUCUCACGCAAACAACUCGAGUCGAGUCUGUGGCGCAAUCAGCCACAAUAUGCGCAACUUUUCGACUUGUAUUUGAACAACUCGGCGAUACCCAGCGAUGAUGUCUGCACGCGUUUGGCCAAAUUUGUGUCCCACAAAGCGAACGGAGAGCUCUACAAAACAUUUGUGCAGCAUGUGGAAUCGCAGUUGCCACUGCGCCACAACACAGCGAAAGGUUUUGUGAUCCGCACCUUGGCCUAUGUCCUCAUCCACUCGGCGGAUGGCAACAGCGAACUGUUCUCGCCAUCGUUGAUACAAAUGCUGAUCCAAGAACUGGCCACAGCCAGGCAAUUGAAGCCGAGCGAGAAAGUGAAACCUUCGCAGCUGCAACUACGUGAGAUUUGCCUGGAAUUCGAGCACACACUGCUGCUCAGCUUUGAGCAUCAUCUGCAACAGGAUGCCAGCAAAGUGAAAUUGUUGCGCUCGCUGCUCGACGUCGAGCUACAGCUGGACAGCGUCACCCAGACGCCGCGCAUCACGAGCCAACUGCUUGGCCAACUGAACGCCGAGGGCGUUAAGGAAAUGCUGCAAUUCUAUAGCCAGAAAUUGAUCAAUGCCAACGAGGAGCUGUACAAAAUGCAUGGCGAACAUUGCCUCAAGCAGCUGCAACAGUUGCUGUUCAAUCCCAAGCUAACGGAGCCCAAGGAACACUUGAACUUGAUACUGCUCACGGCGAGUUUCCAUGUCAACGAAAGCGGCGUCGCUUGCGAGCCAAAGGAGGCAUCUGCCUUCAGUCGCCAGAGUGCGGCACGUUGCGAGGAAAUCCUCUACAGUUAUUUGCUGCGCAAGCCAAGCAAGAGUGUCGAUCUAUUGACCACGCUGGUGGACAGACUACGCAGCACUCUGCAGGCGCUGAACGCGUUGCUGGAGCAGCAAGACGAGUCAAAGGUGCGCGCUAAGCUGACGCCAGAGUUGAAACAGGCUUGGCUCAAGAUCAAGCAGCUGCUGCUCAACGAGAAGGCGAACAGCAAAUCGACAACAUCAAGCAUAUCUUCGGCCUUUGAUGCAUUAAUACUCUGCUUGGGAUUAAGCAUUUAUACGCCCAACUGCAGUGCGCCCAUCGAGCUACUGAACGAUUUGUUUAUCUGCAAGGAGAAUGCACUGAAAGCCACCAAAAAGAAGGGCAAAGAGGAGAUGAAGUGGCAGGAUGUGUUGACGGAUCUGCUGCUGCAGUUGCUCGUGCAAAAAGGACACUUUUGGCGUGAGCUUGUCAAUGCUGCUGGCGGCGCUUUGAUGCCGCAGCUGAACCGCGACAAUCUGGAGCAGCUGCUGGUUGUGCUGGACAUGAGCAAGAAUCCGCUGGGCGACAAGCAGGAUGACGAAGACGACGCCGAAGGUGAUGAGGAAGCGGACGACGAUGAAGAUGAAGACGAACAGUCCAGCGAUGAUGAGGAUGACGACAAUGAUGAUGAUGAGGAAGAUGAUGACGCAGAGGAGGAGGAGGAUGAAGAAGAGGACGAUGAUGAAGAAGGCGCCACCAAUCUGGAGCUGAUCCGUGAGAAUGUUCGCAAAGCAUUGCUCGCCGAGAACAACAACGAUGGCGACGACGACAUGAACGAUGCCAGCAGCGUGGACUGGAAUGAUGUGGACGAAGCCGAAGGCGAACGUCUUAAUUUAGCACUCGAGCAAGCUUUUCAAUCCUUCAAGCCAAAGGGUGGCAGUGGAGGACAGGGCAAAAAGGCAAAGAACAAGCAACAAACGAAAUCGGAACGCAUCAAUGCCACAACGUUGCUGCAUUUCCGUGUGCGUGUGCUCGAUCUGGUCGAAUUGUACAUCCAAAAACAACCGGAGAUGGAGUCGCUACUCGAUGCCUUGAUAAGCGUCUUUUAUGUGUACGAAUUCUGCAGCAACAGCGCCGACAAAAGUCAACAAUCUUUGGCCGAGGCCAGUAAGAAAUUAUUGCGCAAAUUCCUCAACCAAAAGAUGAGCUUCGAUUCAUCGCAAUCGAUCGAUAAACAAGCCAUUGUCGAUGCCAUCGAACUGUUCAUCAAGCCGGAGCAAGUGGAGGAUCCAAAGAAGUCACAGAAACCACAACAGAAACAGCAACCAAUCAAUGCCAAGAAGAAGGGCGACGUCGCCGAGUGGCGCAACAAAUGUGUCGCUUAUUUGGUCAGUCAAUUCGAUGAGUCCGAUGCCACAAAGACUCCCGUCUGGUCGCUGCUUCAAUGCUACUUAGCGGAUUGGGCCGAACGUCGCAACAGUCCGCAUUCGUUGGCCAGCUUCGAUGCUAUUCUCCAAUCCCAGUGGAAGGGAAUUCCUCAGUUGGCCGCCAGUUUAGCUGCGUUGCUUAAAGGGAAAUUGCGGAAUUUCCGUCGCCAGCAGAUUCUCGAGUUGCUGGUGAAGCACAGUCGUCGCAUUGCCAAUGCGUUGACCAAGGAACAACGCGAUGAACUGAUCGAGACGCUGACGAAUUACAAGGCUGUGGGCCAAAAGGAUGGAAAUCUGCGCACCAAGCUUCUGAAACAGCUGCAGCCCAACAAAUAGAUUAGAACUUGAGGGGGAAUAAUUAAUGCACACUCUUUUUUUGUUUUGGGCGGGAAAACAUUUAGUUAUAAGUGACGAAAGUGAGAGAAGAGUAAACGCAAUUGAAGUACACAAAUAAUGUAUAAUUCCGACAGAGAUAUGAAUUGAUAGAUUAAUGUGGCUCAAUCUCAAUUCCGACAGAGACAGAGCUACAGACAUUUGUAUUCCGCAACUCUUCUAAACGCUCAUUUACCAUCAGAUUUCCAAGUUGUAGAUGUGUAUUAAUUGUAAUUAAUCUAUUCUAAUAUUGUACACAUUUGCUGCUCAUUUAUUUGCAACAUGUAAAAGAAUUGUAUUUUAUUUACAACUGCCAAUAAAUGAGCAACAAUUUAACACACAAAAUUAUUCCUACGCAUAAUUCUAAAAUGAGUUUUAAAAAGGAAUUUCUUUUUAUAUUUAAUUACACUUGAGCAAAAACGAAAUAUACAAUUAAUGUAUAAAUACAAAAAGAGUUUUCUCUGUAUUCCAAUUUUUUUAAAGCUCUAAAAUAUUAUACUAAAU